Miscanthus lutarioriparius is the source of this 333-nucleotide messenger RNA. The record is from the annotation of a GenBank genome assembly. NCBI's taxonomy places the organism in Eukaryota, Viridiplantae, Streptophyta, Magnoliopsida, Poales, Poaceae.
AUGAGGCCGGAGAGUGGUGUGUCAGGUGUUGCAGUGAAGCUAAUGGCCGGCGCAGGCGAGGCCCCGUCGAGCUCAUGGAGGACGCCGACACCAUACAUCUUCCUGGGCCUCGCCUUCGUGAUGGGCGUCAUUGCGGUUGCGCUGCUCGUGCUCAUCAACGCGCGCAAGAAGGCGUGGUCAUCGUCGUCCGACGAGAAGGCAGCGGAGGCGGCGCACGCGCUCGUGCCGCUGGACCGGGAGCCCAAGGUCGUCGUCUUCAUGCCCGGCCACCACGCGCCGUCCUUCCUCGCCAGCGCCAAGCCGCUCCGCGGUGACGGCGCGGCUGCAGUGUAG